Messenger RNA from Zingiber officinale, 1316 nucleotides. RefSeq names its product caffeic acid 3-O-methyltransferase-like. Bases 115 to 1206 code for a protein of 363 amino acids. Gene Ontology annotation, biological process: methylation. NCBI's taxonomy places the organism in Eukaryota, Viridiplantae, Streptophyta, Magnoliopsida, Zingiberales, Zingiberaceae. The record is from RefSeq and is a predicted model, not a curated record. Gene Ontology annotation, molecular function: O-methyltransferase activity; protein dimerization activity; S-adenosylmethionine-dependent methyltransferase activity. The transcript has 4 exons.
ACAGAUAAGUCGUCCUUUCCUAAUCCGCAAAAAACGGACCAAAGAUCUGAUAUCAGGAUUAGAUGGCCUCGCUGCUUCACUCUGUUUCCUUUCUUGAUUGCUCUGAUUCGUCCCAUGGCCCAGCCGCAGCUGUCGCCGGAGGAGGAGGAGCAGGAGUGCUCCCGAGCGUUCCAGCUCUCCUGCGCCGCUGUCCUUCCCAUGGUUCUCAAGACGGCCAUCGAGCUCGGCCUCCUCGAGAUGCUGGUCCAAGCCGGACCGACGGCCUCGCUGAGCUCUGAGGAGCUCGCCGCCCGCUUGCCGACCACCAAUCCGUCGGCCGCGGACAUGGUCGAGCGCAUCCUCCGCCUGCUCGCUGCGAACGAUGUAGUCCACUGCCGUGCGGACGGCGGCCGCCGGAAGUACUCCGCCGCGCCCAUUUGCAAGUACUUGGUCCAAAACGACGACGACGGCACGGUGGCCAAUAUAGUUCUGCUUCAUCAAGAUCAAGUCAUGAUCGAAAUGUGGCGGUUCCGUUCAACAAACUUUACAAAGCGCUAUUUGACGGACUCCAUCUUGAACGGCGGCCACCCGGUGAUGGCGGCGCACGGCAUGACGACGUUCGAGUACCAAGGCGGCGACAGGCGGUUCAACAAGGUGUUCAACGACGCGAUGAAGGGCGUCUCCACGCUCGUGAUGAACAACAUACUGCGCCGCUACGAUGGCUUCGCCGACGUGCAGGUGCUCGUCGACGUCGGCGGAAACACCGGCAGCAAUCUCCGGCUCAUCACCUCCUUCUACCCCCAAGUCCACGGCAUCAACUUCGACCUCCCUCACGUCGUCGCUGACGCGCCGGCCCUCACCCGAGUGGAGCACCGCGGCGGAGACAUGUUCGAAGCCGUUCCCGCCGGCGACGCCAUCAUGUUAAAGUGGAUUCUUCAUGAUUGGAGCGACGAGCACUGCGUGAAGAUACUAAAGAACUGCUGGAAGGCGCUGCCGGCAGAGAAAGGCAGAGUGGUGGUUGUGGAGUACGUUCUUCCAGCAGUGCCAGAGGCGACGCCGGAAGCCAAAUCCAUUUUCCAGUUGGACCUGUGCAUGGCGGCCUACAACGUGGGCGGAAAAGAGAGAACAGAGGAGGAGUUCAGGGCCCUGGCGAAGGAAGCAGGUUUCCAUGGAUUCAACGCCCUUCCUGUGUUCGCCGGCACUUGGCUAUUGGAGUUCAUCAAGUAGCUAGAUUAGUUAUUGCUUUCGAACAAGAAUUCCAUGGAUUAUCAUGAGUGUUUAAGAAAUGGAUUUGGGGGAUUUAAUAUUUGCUAAAAUAGUUUGUUUUGAACAUUUAA